This is a messenger RNA of Hymenoscyphus albidus, 4159 nucleotides long. The record is from the annotation of a GenBank genome assembly. Lineage: Eukaryota; Fungi; Ascomycota; Leotiomycetes; Helotiales; Helotiaceae.
CAGCCAACUGCCGGGCCCUAGGGUGGGAGAACUGAGUAGGUCGUCGCGUACGAGUAGUCCGCUGCAUCGCCGUCUGCGUCUGGUUAUAUCUUUCUUUCGUAUUCUCCAACCCACCACACGAGCAUUCGCAUUCCAUACUACGAGUACACACAACACAACCUUUCUGCCCUCAACUCUCGCUGUUAGGCACUAGAAACUAGAUACUACGCACUAGGCACUAGGCACUAGGCACUACACCCCACUCCGCCUCCCUGCCAUUUCCCUUGUCGCCUCCUCUUUGCACCCUCUCUAAAAGGCGGAAGCCUGCUGCCAUUCUUCUCUCAUACACCCAAGUUGCGACGAAUAUUGGACCCUGAGAAAAAGCAGUACGAAUAUACGACGACCGCGACCACGACCAUGACCACGACCACGACCUUCACUGCCACCGCUCUGAUCCUCAUCUGCCCUGCCCACACCCGAGGACGGGUACUGGUACCUCUCAAAAGAGCCUCAUUCACCUCGCCUCCCACCGCUCUAGAAUUCUAGACCUCGAUUUGGUCGCCUCAGCCUGUCGUCAUCGAACCAGUCAAAUAUCGAGUCCGACCACAAACACCAAGCCCGCGCCCUACUCGUAUACGAAGGACGAAGAACGAAGGACCUUGACAACGGUCAUCUGCCACUACUGAACUCAGAAUCUAAAACAUAAUAUCCAUAUCAACGGUGGCCAAUAUGAAUGCUCUGCCAUAGCUGAAUCCCCCAUAUUUUUUUGGAGCACCCUGUCGUUUUAACAUUUGCAACUUCACUCGCGCCUUCCUCACACUCCCAGCAUUAGCGCAUCACAUUUCCAAGUGCGCCAUGGUAGCAAGGACAGUAACAAGACCCGUCCCAAGGCUCUCUUCCUCCCACACCCAUUCCACCUCGCAGACAACCCCCCAUAAAACAGCAAUGCGGCCGUCGACGACUCCGUUGAGUCCGUCCUCGAGAAUUCCUCCCUCCGUCGGCCAGCCUUUACCUCCACAUCUACGGACGCCUGGAAAUGUUGACGUUCGAACUCCAAGUCCGAAUUAUUUCGGCCUCAUUGUGGAACCAGCAAGCGAUUCUAGGGCUUCUGCAGUAGGCCCAAAAGAUAACUGGGGUGGGACGUCAUCGAUUGUCUCUUUUGGGGCAGAUUCACCAAAACAUUUACCGCUCGACGCCAAUCCCGAGUUCGAGGCCUUUAGGAGGCAGACAGAGGGUGGGAAGGGUUUCAAUCUGGGGCAUGGAAAUCUAUCCCAUUUUGCCUCUACGCCGGGGUCUCAUGGACGCCUAAAACCGGAACGAAAUCCAUCAAAAACCGACAAUGAUGACCCCCUUUCUCCCAUCUCCCCAAUGUCACAGGCGAGGCCUGAACGUAUGGAUUUCGAUGGCACCCGUGGCCAUCAUUAUCCUACCCCUCCCAGAGCGUUACCUACUCCAUCCUUUUUCGAUCUUCCUCGUCAACAAUCUCCUUUGACUAUCACCCCUCUGAAUCCUCCCACACCGCGAGAUACACUCUCGCAUGUCGAUGAUAGACAUCCUCGGUUAUCUUUGCCCCAAAACAGGGCUAAUCCCCCAUCGCCACAGGUACGGCUUCUGCAGAAGACGCAGUCCCGUGGAGAUACCUUACCCGCUUCAUUAGAAGAAGGCCCAGCCUUGAUAACGCCCUCUCAGCUGCAUGAUUUGUUGGAACGUUUACCAUCUUCACAAUACCUCCUUUUGGACCUUCGUGUUUCCCCUCAGUAUGCCGCUUCUCGCAUUCAGGGCGCACUCAAUCUCUGUAUUCCCACCACUUUAUUGAAAAGACCUUCGUUUAACCUUCGAAAACUUCAGGAUACCUUCAGUACAGAUGCUGAUAAGGAAAGAUUUUCAGAAUGGAGAAACACCAAAUAUAUCAUUGUUUAUGACUCUCAUUCUAUGGAGAAGAAAGAUGCUUUAUCGGCUGUAAAUACCCUACAGAAAUUCGCUAAUGAAGGAUGGACGGGUACAAGCUACAUUUUGCGGGGAGGAUUUGCACAAUUUUCUAGACAUUGUCCAAAUCUCAUCGAUGACCAAUCAUCCCAAGAUACCAACAAAACAUCUAAAAUCACUUUGUCGCUCGGAACUUCGUCGCAGCCUCCCGUAGCUCCGGUCGCCGGCGGCUGCCAAAUGCCAGCAACCAAAGACGCCGCGAAUCCCUUCUUUGGUAACAUACGACAAAAUACGGACUUGAUAGAUGGCGUGGGCCAAAUAGAUCUUAAGGUGCCAGACGUAUUCCAUGAAUCGACCCCGAAGAUGUUACCAGCAUGGCUUUCCGCUGUUGUCGCGAAAGAGGAUCAUGGCAAGAAAGUGGCCGACAAAUUCUUACGUCUUGAGCUCGCUGAGCAGUCCAGGAUGACCAAGGCUCUUUCUAAUGAAGUGCAGUACGGAACGCCAGCAGCAGAUUCCAAACAUGUCCAGAUCGCUGGAAUUGAGAAGGGCAGUAAAAAUCGGUACAAUAAUAUUUGGCCCUUUGAGCAUGCUAGAGUCAAACUACAAAAUCGUCCAGAAGGCACUUGCGAUUAUGUCAAUGCUAGUCAUAUCCAUCCAUCAAGGAGUAAUAAGAGAUAUAUUGCAUCGCAGGGGCCUCUUCCUGCGACAUUUGAAGUAAGUCUUGCUUUCAAGUAAUAUCUUUACCAAACUAACAAUUGGCAGGAUUUUUGGAGCGUGGUUUGGGAUCAAGAUGUCAGAGUCAUUGUAAUGCUUACAGCGGAGAAGGAGGACGGGCGUUUAAAAUGCCACCAGUACUGGGAGAACCAACAACUUGGGCCCCUACAGCUAAGAGGUCUUUCAGAGAAGAAAAUAUCCCUCGACUCCAGAAAGCACCAUCGCCCACCUGCCAAUCGUGGAGAUAGUGGGGGUUCUGGAGGUGGUGGGGGUGGUGGUCGAAGAAGAGCCGCAACCACUUCACAGAACGCCCCUCCCCCACUACCUCAAGAACCUCCUCAUGCAAUUGUUCGGAAGUUCACUUUGUCACAUUCUGGCCAACCAUUUUCUCCCAUGCGUGAGAUAACCCAAGUACACUACUCUUCCUGGCCCGAUUUUGGUGCACCGGCAAGUUCAGAUCAACUUUUGAACCUAGUUGAACUCACCAAUCUUAUGCAACGAGCCGCAGCCUCAUCAACUUCAUCACCCCGUUCCGAUGAUCCGGAAAUGAACGAAGCUCCAAGACCAAUACUCGUCCACUGCAGUGCUGGAUGUGGGCGUACGGGUACUUUCUGUACCAUCGAUUCCGUUAUCGAUAUGCUGAAACGCCAACGAAAAGAAAUCACGAGUGGCAUUACACCCAUGGAGGGUAUGACUUCUCAUGAUGGAGAUUACAUGGGCAAAGGAAAGAAGAAGUCUGUCGGGGUUGACAGCGACUGGAUUUUCGAUCAAGACCUGGAUCUGAUUGAAAAGACAGUCGAAGAUUUUAGAGGCCAGCGAUUGAGCAUGGUCCAAAGUCUUAGGCAAUACGUCCUAUGCUAUGAGGCUAUCCUCGAAUGGAUUGCCCAACAAACUACUAAUACAGGCAGGUCAGCGCAUGAGAGAGCUGGUAGCGUGGCAUUUUGAAACGAUGAUAUGAAUACGCCUGUCAUACAGGACAAGGCAGGCAAAAGGGAUGAAGGAAGAAACACGGCGAAUGACAUAAGGGCGAAGAAAGGACCUAGCGACAUGAGAGGGUCGAAAGGAUUCUUUGCGGCAUAUUCGAUAAAUAUAACACGACAUCAUUGCAUACAGUAAUGGGGGUUCUUCCCAAAACACCAAAAGUAUCCGUAUAUAUACACAUACCCCAGAAGGAACAUGGAAUGUGCAUUCAUUUUUCUGGUCUACCCGGCAAUCAUUGGUUUAUCAAACUCAAAAAGAGACAUUAUAUAUACAAUACCGGGCCCAUGGCUCUCGAUCCUCGGUUCUUCUACUUUCUACUACGAGCACACAUGAUAUUAAAUGGCAUGGCAUGGCAUGGAGUGGCGUUCUUUGAAUGAAGGGUGGGGAGUAUGAUAUGAUAAUGAGCGAGCAAUUAGAUUUUUUUCUUCUCCUUCAUCUUUGGUUCUCUUGUGAAUGGGUGAAUGAAUGAAUAGGCAUGUAUGUGUUAGACGAGCGAUAGUUCGCUUAUGAUAACGGCUUCGGCAUUGUUUGUGGUCUGCUUUCUUAGUUGUGAUGUUUU